AUGUCCUAUGAGAAAUUAGAUUUCGGCGAAGGAAAAGGUUCAAACCUUUUAUCGUCUUUACUCACUUUGAAUAAAGACACCUCGUCUGAGAAACUAGCAGAGAAAAUUUUCAUGGAAAAAUUUACGUCACAAAUAGCAGAAAAUCCACAAGCAAUGACCGCGCUUGCCGAACAGCUUUCACCACCAAAUGCUGAGUAUAAAACGGUCCCAGUGCAACCUGUACCGGGAUUUGUAGCGAAAACUUAUACUACCAAAAAUUGCAAGCAAUAUCAAAACGUAAAAAUUUUGAUCAAUAUAUGCCAUUCGGACGUAAUUCCUCGUCCACCCGCUGCAAGCGAAGAUGAAAUACGUAAAGCUAUGAAUGCAGAAGAGGAUGCAAUGUAUAAUGUCCCGCUUGUACUGAGUGAUUUGCGACAAGAUACAGAUAAAGGUCAAAACGAAUGUUUCGUGUGUGAUGCUAUAAUACAUUCAGAACCAUAUAAAAGAACAAUUAAAGAUUCAGAUUUCAAACUAUAUAUAACCGAAUUGGCAGUGGAACUGAUGGAGGAUAAUCACAUACUACAGUUGAGUCGAGAAUUUACAUUUCCAAAAAUUUCUUAUAAAGGCAAGAUAGAACGUAGAUUAGUUCAACUUCCGAAGGAAAAACCAUCAUUAAUAGCCGAAAUACUUACUCGUUCACCAUCACAACAAAAAAAAGCAACGAACAAUAUUAACGAUAUUAAAACUGUUAAGCCACAAAUUCAAAAGCCAGUGCAUAUAAUUGCCGAGGAACACAAAGAUAAUAAAAGUUAUAUUAUAAUUGCUAUUGAAAUACCAUUAAUAGGCUCACAAUCAAUCAAUGCUAUAACAUUGGAUAUAGAACCAUCGCGUCUUCUUUUUAAUUUAGCAGGAAAAUAUUCUCUAGACAUCAAUUUACCUAAUACGAUAGAUAUUAUGACGGCUGUCGCUAAAUUUAUUAAACCAAAGAAACGAUUAGUAAUAAAAGCAAUAAAGAUAGCGGCAUAA
This is a messenger RNA of Cetraspora pellucida, 1005 nucleotides long. NCBI's taxonomy places the organism in Eukaryota, Fungi, Glomeromycota, Glomeromycetes, Diversisporales, Gigasporaceae. The record is from the annotation of a GenBank genome assembly.